Messenger RNA from Haemonchus placei, 468 nucleotides. Lineage: Eukaryota; Metazoa; Nematoda; Chromadorea; Rhabditida; Trichostrongylidae. The record is from the annotation of a GenBank genome assembly.
AUGAUUGGGUUGGAAACAUGGUUUUACAACUUUUCACAAUUCUUCUACAAAGCUAGCACUCCUGAAGCUUUGGCUGAUAUUCCUCGGCCGUAUUUGGAGUACUCUAUAUGGGGACUAUUUAAAGGAGCAGAAAUUAGUAGUGUUGCUGGUAAUGAAGCUGUCGUGCGAGAAAAGUGCUAUCAAAUUCGCUGUGAUACCGAGCCCCUUUCAAUGGACCGAUUCGUUGCAGCGUUUGGAUUUAUCGGCUGGUAUUGGAAAAGGUUCCAAGGCGCAGUUGAUGGCAUCAAUAUAGCCAUUAUUUAUUCCCUUAUCAACGCAAAGAUCAUUGCACCGCGAACGUCGCCAAUAUUCAGAGAUCGUGUUCAACCGCACGAGAGGUACGAAACUGCGGAAGAUGCUUUGUACACUGGAUCACGGCUUAAGAAAUUCCUAGCUGAACAAGAAAAACAGAAAGCUAUGGAGAGCAAA